Molecule: messenger RNA, 5010 nt
Organism: Ilex paraguariensis (yerba mate)
Lineage: Eukaryota; Viridiplantae; Streptophyta; Magnoliopsida; Aquifoliales; Aquifoliaceae
Source: the annotation of a GenBank genome assembly
AUGGGUCGAAGGAAGCAAGCUCGGCCACAUAGAUCAGUAGGAAUACUACAGAGAAGCUAUGAUAAUGAUACUCAAGGGGAAUUGAAUGAUCAAAAUGCUUCCAAUUCUGAAUUCGAGGCCGAUGUUGAUAUACCCUUUUUCGUUGAAGUUGAUGGGAGCAAUUGGGUUUCGGUUGAGCAUUGGGACAUUGCGGAAAUUCUUUUGACAAACUUGAAUAUAAGUGAAGAGUUUUACGGUUAUGAAUUGAGUGACGAAUUCUAUAGGAAUUCCAAGUAUUCUUUGAGGAUUAGGUUGAGUGAUGUAAGGGGGUUUAUUGGCCGUAUCAAAUUAGGUCAUUGGCCUGUGUUCAAUGCUAGUAGUAUAAGCUUGGAAAUUAUAGAAAAGAAUGUAUUGGAGGAUUCUGAGACGCAUUCGGUGAUGGUUGUAGGGAAUUUGGAUGGACCGGAAGAGGGUGUUUCAGGUCUUGUUCACUUGGUGAAUGUGAAGUUUCUGACACUAAGGCCGAUUCUAGGGGUCACAUGUUCGGAGGACAUGUCAUCUAUAAGGUUGAGAGUGGAGAUAUUGAAAAGUGCCUUUAAUGCAUGUGAGUCACUUCUUGAUAGUACAAGAUCAGUUUGGAAAAAGAGUAUGAUGAGUGUAAUGGCUUGGCUGCGCCCCGAAGUUAUGACUUCAGAAUCUAGGUAUGGAUGUAAUCUACCAGCAGACAUGGAAAUUGAUUUACCUGUGGAGACAGAUGAAGAUUCCUCUGUCUCAAAGAAGCAAAUCAGGUUUGAUGCUGCUGUUUUUUACGAAGCCAUUAAGCCUUCAAAGGAGGAUUCAAUGCUGCAGGAUCACUUGCCUGACCUGCUUCCCGAGCUUAGACCCUAUCAGCGGCGUGCAGCUUACUGGAUGGUACAACGAGAGAAAGGUCCUUCUGGAGGUUUGGAUGGAAGUGGAAAAAGUCAAUUGGUAUCUCCUCUAUGUGUGCCAGUGAAUUUAGUUGAGACACAUUCAAAGAUAUUUUACAAUCCAUUUAGUGGCAAUGUUGCAUUGCGUUCGGAGCACGCUUCACCAUAUGUCUUUGGUGGUAUUCUUGCUGACGAGAUGGGCCUGGGAAAAACCGUUGAGCUGCUUGCGUGUAUCUUUGCUCAUCGGAAGUCAGCAGCUGAAUUUGUCAAUAUUGCUGACAAUUUAUUGGAAGUCGCUGGGGAGCAUAAAAAUAGCCUCAAAAGGUUGAAAAGAGAGCGUGUUGAGUGUAUAUGUGGGGCUGUGAGUGAAAGCUCCAAAUAUAAAGGAUUAUGGGUGCAGUGUGAUAUCUGUGAUGCUUGGCAACAUGCAGAUUGUGUUGGCUUCUCAGCUGAUGGGAAAACUUCCAAAGCCAGAGAAAUUUCCGAGAAUUCACGAAAUCAGAUCAGAAGGAAAAGCAGUGCCAAAAUAGUUGAUAUGGAUGGCGAUCAUAUCUGCCGGCUAUGCUCAGAGCUGAUCCAAGCUACCGACUCUCCGGUCGCUACCGGUGCAACUCUUGUAGUGUGUCCAGCUCCUAUAUUGCCCCAGUGGCAUGCUGAGAUUGUUCGCCAUACAAAUCCAGGUUCGCUGAAAACUUUUGUCUAUGAAGGUGUUAGAGACACAUCUCUUCUAAAUUCAUCUGUGACAGAUAUCAGUGAACUUCUCCAUGCUGAUAUUGUCUUAACAACAUAUGAUGUGCUUAAAGAGGACUUGUCGCAUGACUCUGAUAGGCAUGAAGGAGAUCGUCGCUUUAUGAGAUUUCAGAAGAGAUACCCCGUUAUUCCAACUCCUCUCACCAGAAUAAUUUGGUGGAGGAUUUGUUUGGAUGAGGCUCAAAUGGUGGAGAGUAAUGCAGCUGCUGCGACAGAAAUGGCACUGCGACUUCAUGGGAAGCAUCGUUGGUGUAUUACAGGGACUCCCAUACAACGAAAGCUUGAUGACUUGUAUGGGCUCUUGAGAUUCCUUGAAGCAAGCCCUUUUGAUGUUCUUAGGUGGUGGACCGAAGUUAUACGAGAUCCAUAUGAGAGGGGAGAUGCAGGAGCUAUGCUAUUCACACAUAAUUUCUUUAAGCAGUUAAUGUGGCGUUCCUCGAAACUACAUGUCACGGAAGAGUUAGAGCUUCCUCCCCAGGAGGAGUGCAUCUCUUGGCUUUCUCUCUCACCAGUUGAAGAGCACUUUUAUCAGAGGCAGCAUGAAACUUGUUUGGACUAUGCCCGGAAGUUAUUGAGGGUUUCAAAGAUGAUAUUCUCAAGAUACAAGUCAGAGGUUUAUACAGUUUCUUGGUCUAAGUUAUCUGAUGUUCCAUCUGAUCCUUUCAUCACCCACGUAGAGGCUGCAAAGAUGUUCAACUCACUUCUAAAGCUCCGUCAAGCCUGCUGCCAUCCUCAAGUGGGAAGUUCUGGACUACGUUCUUUGCAACAGUCUCCCAUGACCAUGGAGGAGAUAUUAUCAGUACUUGUUGAUAAGACCAAGGUAGAAGGGGAGGAAGCUCUCAGGCAAUUAGUUGUUUCAUUAAAUGGGCUUGCAGGGAUAGCUAUAAUUAAGCAGGAUUUUCCUCAAGCUGUAGCAUUGUACAAAGAAGCGCUGGCUUUAACUGAAGAACACUCUGAGGAUUUCCGUUUGGACCCUUUGUUAAACAUUCACAUUCAUCAUAAUCUUGCUGAUAUUAUCCCUUUGACUUCAAACUACUUACAACAGUUUGAGUUUAAGGGGCAAUCCCCUGAAACUGCUACUGAUAAAGUGUCGAAGGCGAAUGGGGUUGAAAACUGUGAUCAACAUGCUGCAAAAAGGAAAAAAGUGAGCAGGGAAGACUCCUCAGAUUUGAUGAAUAAUUUUGAGAGUUCGGCUGAGCUUUCUUCUGAAAAACUGGAAGGUAACUUAAAUGGUGAUGACAGUUGUGAUGCUAAGCCCUACAUGCAGAUCCGAUCUGCUAGUGAUCAAUGUUUAAGAACAGCAUGUGAGACUCUAAAACAGAAAUUCUUAUCUGUUUUUAAUUCGAAGUUGUUCCUGGCUCAGCAAGAGUUCAGAAAGUUACAUGGCCAGGUUUGUAGUGCAUUUAGUGAUAGAAAAAAUCAACAUACAACUUGGUGGUUGGAAACACUACAUCAUAUCGAGCAAAAUAAGAACUCCUCAAGUGAGUUGAUCAGAAAGAUAGAAGAGGCUGUCUCUGGGACUCUAAACACAUCUAGAACAUCGAGGAUUGCAUCCUGCUUUCGGAGCAUAACUGCUCUUAAAUAUUAUAUUCAGACUGGUUUUGAUGCACUAGAAGACUCGAGGAACAUUUUACUUGAUAGACUCUUGGAAAUUGACCAGAACAUGGGAGAUCCAAAAGGGGAGGAUAUCGAACGUGUGAGACACUGUCCGAACUGCCAAGCUAAUGGGAAUGGUCUCUUAUGUGUUCAUUGCGAGCUGGACGAAUUAUUUCAGGUUUAUGAGGCCAGGCUCUUUCGUCUUAACAAGGGAAAUGAUGGAGGGGUCAUUACAUCUGCUGAGGAGGCAGUAGAUCUGCAAAGGAGAAAAUCUGCAUUGAAUCGUUUCUAUUGGACUUUGUCGCGACCUGAAAAAAUUCAUCUCCAUCUAGUGCCAGAUAUGAAGAUUGUGGAAAGAGGAGGGAUGUUCAGGAGAAAGUCAUGGUGGGUUUCAAAAUCUCCUGCUGAAUUGGAAGUUGCUCUUGGGAUUAUAAAGAGCUACUCCAAGGCUCUGUUAGGCAGAGAGGGUUUGUCAGCAGCCAACAAACAGCUACAUAUACUUGAGGGAAUGCGUAAGGAGUAUGCUCAAGCAAGGUCCUUGGCAAUUGCUCAAGCACAAGUUCUGCGUGCUCACGAUGAAAUAAAGAUGGCAGCCUCACGAUUACGCCUGAGAGAGAAUGAGGAUGAUAAAUCUAUCGAUGCCUUAAGUCUAGGAGAAUUAGAUGUAGCAAGUGCUGAUAAUUCUAGCGAUAAAUUCCUGGCAUUGUCCUCAUUAUCACGGAUUAAAGGGCAACUUCGUUAUUUGAAGGGCUUAGUACAAUCUAAACAAAAUCUGCAGUCAGGAAGCCCGAGGAAGUCAUCUUUAAUUCAAGUUGAGCCGGCCUCUAUGAUUUCUCCUAUAGAAAAGGAGAAUGAAUCCCCAGCUGAAGGUGAUGAGGAAGCAUGUCCAGUUUGUCAAGAAAAGCUCAGGAAUCAAAAGAUGGUUUUUCAAUGUGGGCAUGUUACUUGCUGCAAAUGUUUCUUUUCAAUGACUGAGGAAAGACUAUCUCAGCAUGGAAAGUUUCAUGAUAAAUGGGUAAUGUGCCCAACAUGUCGACAACAUACAGAUUUUGGGAAUAUAGCUUAUGCAGAUGAUAGACAGGAUAAAUUAUGCAAUUCUUCUUUUUAUGAAGGUUGUGAGAACUCUGAAGCUGCUAUAACUGUCCAAGGUUCAUAUGGAACAAAGAUUGAAGCAGUCACAAGGAGAAUUCUGUUACUCAAUUCUACUGAUCCAAAAGCAAAAGUUCUUGUUUUCUCUAGUUGGAAUGAUGUCCUUGAUGUGUUGGAACAUGCCUUCAAUGCUAAUAACAUAAGUUAUAUAAGAAUGAAAGGCGGCAGAAAGUCACACGUUGCCAUCAGCCACUUCAAAGGACAUCGAAGCGAUGUGAAAAUAGGCGCUAAGAUGCAUGGCAGGCCCCCAGAAACCAAAUCUGUUCAACAUGUUAUUCUUGUAGAGCCCCUACUCAAUCCUGCAGCAGAAGCACAAGCAAUCAGCAGAGUGCAUCGAAUCGGGCAGAAGCAUAAGACGCUUGUUCAUCGUUACAUAGUGAAAGGUACGGUUGAAGAAAGCAUAUAUAAACUGAAUAGAAGCAGAAACACUGGAUCAUUCAUCAGUGGAAACAAGAAGAAUCAAGAUCAUCCUGUUCUGACACUUAAAGAUGUUGAGUCCCUCUUUAAGGUAGUGCCCUCCACAGUACCAGAAAGCAACGAAAAGCCAGAUGGAAGCUUAAUGCAUUUGCCACCUUCUGUCGCUGCUGUUGUAGCUGCUGAGAGGAGACUAAUGGAGCAAACAACUUAA